AAGUGUUUUUUCAUCAACCUAAACAAACAAAUAAAAAACAGUCGAGGCUUUGUAACGAGAGAGAGAAAUGGCGACGUCAGGAACAUACGUGACGGAGGUUCCGUUAAAAGGGACGGUGGAGAAACAUUACAAGAGGUGGAGGAGCGAGAACCAUGCCUUCCCGGAAGCCAUCGGCCACCACAUCCAAAAUGUCACCAUUCACGACGGCGAAUGGGACUCUCACGGGGCCAUCAAGACUUGGAACUACACAUGCGAUGGGAAGCCAGAGGAAUUCAAAGAAAGGAGAGAGAUAGACGAUGAGAAGAAAACGGUGACGUUUAGAGGACUUGAAGGUCACGUGAUGGAACAGCUCAAGGUGUAUGACGUCAUCUUGGAGUUUAUUCCCAAGUCCGAGGAUGGCUGUGCCUGCAAAGUUACUAUGAUAUGGGAGAAGCGCAACGAUGAGUUCCCCGAACCAAGCAACUACAUGAAAUUUGCCAAGAGCAUGGUUGCUGACAUGGACGACCAUGUUCUCAAAGCUUAAUUGUCAUCAUCAUCACCAGCAUCACCAUCAUCAUCAUAAUCGCCAUCCAAAUUAUCACCAUCACAAUCACCCUUUCCAUGAUCAAUAUCAUCUCUAUUACGAAAUACUUAUUAAGAUGCUUUUCAAUUCAAUAAAUGUGGUCUUGUGAAGUUUCAUUUCUUUAUAAGAUCAUGCUUUGAUAUGUUCUUGUGGUCAUCGACCGGUUUGAUAUGUUAUGUUUUGAUAUAUUCCAGUGUUAUUAAGUUUGUCAAA
Messenger RNA from Raphanus sativus (radish), 775 nucleotides. RefSeq names its product MLP-like protein 328. Gene Ontology annotation, biological process: defense response. The coding region runs from base 68 to 523 and encodes 151 amino acids. The record is from RefSeq and is a predicted model, not a curated record. NCBI's taxonomy places the organism in Eukaryota, Viridiplantae, Streptophyta, Magnoliopsida, Brassicales, Brassicaceae. The transcript is spliced from 2 exons.